Molecule: messenger RNA, 1961 nt
Organism: Manihot esculenta (cassava)
Lineage: Eukaryota; Viridiplantae; Streptophyta; Magnoliopsida; Malpighiales; Euphorbiaceae
Product: splicing factor U2af small subunit B
Exons: 5
Coding region: 59-1000 (313 amino acids)
Biological process (GO): mRNA splicing, via spliceosome
Cellular component (GO): U2AF complex; spliceosomal complex
Molecular function (GO): pre-mRNA 3'-splice site binding; metal ion binding
Source: RefSeq, a predicted model, not a curated record
AGCAGAUCGGAUAGGGCAAAAACCCUGUAAAGAUCGAAGAAGGCGAGAAGGAUUAACAAUGGCGGAGCACUUAGCUUCCAUAUUCGGAACGGAGAAGGAUAGAGUCAACUGUCCUUUCUACUUCAAGAUCGGAGCCUGCAGGCACGGCGAUCGUUGCUCCAGGCUCCACACCAAGCCCAGCAUCAGCCCUACCCUUCUCCUUUCCAACAUGUACCAGCGCCCCGACAUGCAAACUCCCGGUGUAGAUUCUCAGGCGCAAUCUCAGUCCCUUGACCCCCGCAAAAUCCAAGACCACUUUGAAGAUUUCUAUGAGGACCUAUUUGAGGAACUCAGCAAAUAUGGAGACAUCGAGAGCUUAAAUAUCUGUGAUAAUAUCGCUGACCACAUGGUGGGUAACGUUUAUGUUCAGUUCAGAGAAGAAGAACAUGCGGCCAAUGCGCUUAACAAUCUAAAUGGAAGGUUUUAUGCAGGGCGCCCAAUCAUUGUUGAUUUCUCUCCUGUUACGGAUUUUCGUGAAGCUACAUGUAGGCAGUACGAGGAAAAUGUAUGCAAUCGAGGUGGCUACUGCAACUUCAUGCAUCUGAAGAAGAUUAGCAGGGAGUUAAGGAGGCGCUUAUUUGGGAGGAGUAGGCGAAGACGUAGCCGCAGUAGAAGCCAUAGUCCUAACAAGCUCCGUGGUUAUGAUGAACGCUUGCAUGGUAAUCGCAGUUCGGGUAGACGAGAUGAUGAUAGGGAUCAUUACCAUGAGAGGGGCAGGAGGCAUAGAAGCCGAAGUCCUGGACGCAGAGGAGGACGAAGCAGAAGCCCUGCAGGAAGGAGGAAUAGAAGUCCUCCUGCUAGAGAGAGCAGUGUUGAAAGAAGGGCUAAGAUUGAGCAGUGGAACAGGGAGAGAGAACAGGCAGAAUUUGGUAAUAAAGACAGCCAAAACCCUGACAAUGACAGGAGCAGCAAUGGUGAUGCUAAGAUUGGAGGUCGCUAUGAUGAUCCUCAGCACCAGUAGGAGCUUUAUGGAUACGAAUACCGACUUGAAAUCAUCCGGUGGAGUACAGGUUCACUGUCAUGUAUUAUGAAAGUGAUAUUCUAACAUUUGCCCUAUAACCGCACAUUAGACUAAAAAGAAGAGAUCUAUAAAAGAAUAAGUAAUACUAAUCAAAAGAGGAGGAAAUGUACCAAAAAAAGGAGGAAAAAGAAAAGUCUUUCUGAUCCUUGUAGGUUCAAACCUUCUUUUUCUUCGAAGGUGUUUUGGACCUUUAAAUGAUUUUGUUUUCUCCAAAAAUUCUUCCAAAUUCAAUCUUUUUUUUUUUGACCUUUUUGAAAUCCGAAAAGAGGCGUUUAAGUAAUCUUUGAUGAAAUGGUACACUUUUUUUUAACACUUUGCACUACCAUUUUCCACAAAAAAAGAAAACAGGAGGAGGAUUUAUCCACUCAGUUUACCUGUCCCGUUAUAGUCGAGUGCAGGCAGGCAUGGGUAAUUGAAUUUUACAGGGUUUGGCAUGGCGUUUCUGUUGUUAAAUAUCAUUUUCCUUUUGAGUUAUCUUACAUGCUUUAUGAGUUUUGCAGGUUCAGGCUUUCCUGCUUCUCAGGAUCGGCCUCAAUCUUUUUUGGCAGCUUACCAUGAUAUUUGUAUACAGGUUGGCCGUUUAUCUGCAGAGCGCGUUUGCAGUAUUCUUAUGUUGUGGAAUGAUUCAGAAAGCCUCUCGGCCUUUUACUCAAUCAGGAAAACAACUGACCGUGAUACAUGGGGGAAACUUUGCCAUUCCAAGAUUCAACUACUGUAUUAGAUUUAAGUUUGUGCAAUAUGAGAAGCAACUUUUUUCCUUUUUUUCCAGUUACUCGAUAUCGUUGUUUUUUAAUAUUUUAUCUCGUUGCUUUGGUUUGGCAUCAUGUUGUGAGCUUGUGACCAAAAGAAUAUACAAGUACACUUGCUUGAAUCUUAGAAUUUUUUUUCCUUGUUUCUUCUA